This is a messenger RNA of Oldenlandia corymbosa var. corymbosa, 1489 nucleotides long. Lineage: Eukaryota; Viridiplantae; Streptophyta; Magnoliopsida; Gentianales; Rubiaceae. The record is from the annotation of a GenBank genome assembly.
CUAACUAAAUGUCAGACUUAAUUUCCAUAAAUUGUUUACGUAAGGAAAUACUGGUUGAUGGUGGAAUGUUCAAGGCCAUGAUUGUGGCAGUUCACAGUUUAGGAGUUCUUCGAAAAUAAGGUUAAAGUUGGGAGUUCACUUGCAAUUAACUUGACAAAGGAAUAAAAAAAAAGAAGAGGAAAUUGAGGAUUUAAUCAAGAGGCAGCUGAACUGCUGAACCAUCAAAACGCAACUAUAAAAAGGGGAACAAUAAUGGCAGAACAAGUAACCACAAGAUCCCAUAUACAAAGUACAAACAGCAACUCUCUUCUCAACCCUCUCAAACUCCAUUGAAAAAUGGCGGAUUUGUAUCGGAAACUGGCGAAGGAAUACUCCUCCGCCCGGCCAACUUACCCGGAAGAGAUGAUUCAGUUCAUUGCAUCCAAGACGCCGGCUCACGACCUUGCCUGGGACGCUGGCACCGGAACCGGCCAGGCUGCUCAAUCAUUGGCUGGCAUAUACAAGAAUGUGAUUGCCUCAGACAAGAGCCCGAAGCUGCUUGAAUUUGCAGUCAAGCUUCCAAACGUAAGAUACUACUGUAACCCUCUUGAGAUGUCCAUUGCUGAUGUUGAACAGAACAUUGCAGCAGAAUCAAGUGUUGAUCUCGUAACAAUUGCCACAGCUCUGCAUUGGUUUGAUCUUCCCAGUUUCUAUCAACAUGUCAAGCGGGUAUUGAAAAAACCCAACGGUGUGAUUGCGGCUUGGACUUACACCAAAGCCGAGAUCCAUUCUAGUGCAACUGUCAACGCGCUGCUCCAAAAAAUUUACCUUGAUUUAGAUCCGUACUUUGAAUCAGAGGCCAGAUUGGUACUAAAUGAUCGGUACCGGACCAUUGAUUUCCCAUUCCAGCCCGUGGAUGGACUUGAGGAUACCGGACCGGUGGAAUUUAAGAUGGAAAAAGCGAUGGGUUUGGAUGAGUUUUUCACAUUUGUGAAGUCGUGGUCAGGAUACCAAACUGCAAAAGAUAAGGGGGUGGAAAUCUUGUCUGAUGAUGUGGUUCAAGAGUUCAAACAUGCUUGGAGUGAAGAUGGCAAGGAGCUGCUUACUUUUCCUAUUAAUUUGAGGAUUGGAAAAGUUGGGAGCUGAUCAGUUUGAAGCCUUUAUCUUCAUCAAGUUUUAGCUCAAGAAACAAUUCAUUUGGGGCAGCUGAUUGGGUUCUUCAAAACCAUAUCCAGUUUCAUUGUGCCCACCGAAUAAUUCUGUUGGAAUACAUUGUAUGUUCAAAGGUUCUGAUUUCUCUGUGUUAUGCAUUGUCCAAAUAAUCCUGCCAACCAUAUCUUUGUACCCAAACUCUAAUUUAUCUCAUGAGAGAAUUCAUAAUACAACCUUAUGAAGGUUUUAGCUCUUAUAUUAGUUAUCAAAAAUUGUUCAAAUCCCUUCAAUGGUAUGAUGUUUUGCUUCGUCAGAUUUUCCAUUACAAUCAACAUCACCUUGCGCAACCUUUGAUAUG